GCCGUCUCGUAGGCUACGACUGACUGGUCAAAUCGUUUGUGCACGUUGGUUGUUUAGUUUAAAGGACAUCGAUGUGUUAGAGGUGCGGCAGGUUACAUUCAAAUGUGGCCGGAUAAUCGUUUUCAUACAAUUUUCUGCACAUUGACCAUAUCAUAGUUGAAAUUUUCCAAGUUUGCACUUUCAUUGGUUAUUUUCGCAUUCAGCUAUAUUGUUGCAUUACAUCUCAUUGUGUGACAGAAAAUAAUUCCUAUAAUGAAUCAAUUUCGAUGGUAUUCAUGUAUAUUUAUUGUCUUUAUCUACCACAUAUCAGUUGUGAUAUGUCAUAGUCAUAGCCAUUCACAUCAUUCUGAUGAAAAUCCUUCUUUCAAAUAUUCAAAGCAAGCAAACGAUAAGUACUCUGCACCAGAAGUUUCUUUCGCUCCUUAUGCAGCUAAACCUAAAACUAUUCCUUGGUUUGAAGCUCUGGGAUCAACAUUGCUUAUUAGUGCUGCACCUUUUUUAAUACUUUUCUUUAUACCUAUUGAUAACAGAGCUGAGCAUGAACCUCUACUUAAAGUGUUGUUAAGUUUUGCAUCUGGAGGACUCUUAGGCGAUGCAUUUCUGCAUCUCAUUCCUCAUGCUUUGAUUACACAUUCCAGCCCAAGUGAGUCUCACUCUCAUUCUCACUCUCAUUCACACUCUCAUUCACAUUCUGAUGGCUCUGAAUCUGAUAUAGCUGGACAUGAUCUCAGUGUUGGGUUGGGAGUUUUAGCUGGCAUUAUUACUUUUCUAAUGGUGGAAAAAUUCGUGCGAAUAGUGAAGGGUGAUCACGGUCACUCUCAUUCACAUAUAUUGCCUGUUAAGGAAGUUGACGAUUUAUCCAAGAGAAAAGUGUCUGAUGGUGACGACUGUUGUGACAACGUUACAGAAAAGGAACCUAGUAAAGAUGAUAGCAAGAAGGAAUUGCCAACUGAAAAGGAUGACAUGAGUGAUGAAAUUAAAGAAACUUCUGACGAGAAAUCUGAUGAAGCUGAGGAUGACAUUAAAGUUGCUGGUUAUUUGAAUCUUGCUGCAGAUUUCACUCACAAUUUCACGGAUGGUUUAGCUAUAGGGGCUUCCUACUUGGCAGGAAGUGGAGUAGGAGCUAUUACAACUGCAACUAUUCUCUUGCAUGAAGUUCCUCAUGAAAUCGGAGACUUUGCUAUUUUGAUACAAUCUGGGUGCAGUAAAAGAAAGGCUAUUUUUCUCCAGCUGCUAACAGCAGUAGGAGCACUAACAGGAACUGUUUUCAGCUUGCUAGCCGAAGGAAUCGAUGAAAGAGCUUCAAAUUUGUUUCUCCCAUUUACUGCAGGAGGUUUCAUUUACAUUGCAACAGUUUCGAUAAUUCCUGAAUUGUUGGAGAACACAAAGUUCUGGCAGUCUGUGAAAGAAGUUGUGGCGUUAUUGGUUGGCGUUUUAAUGAUGGUCGUGAUUGCUCAAUAUGAAUAAUGAUGAACUUUUUGAUUUUUUGAUCUGAAGGACAGAAUCGUUUAUCAUCUGUUUCAAAUAUAUUUAUAUUGUCUCAAAAAUAUUUUAUUUUUCUGAUACAAAUUUUGUUACAUCAACCGGGACUUGAUGGGAUGUCAUGUAAAAGUGUAUAAUAAAAUGACUAUGAACAAUUCAAGUUUUCAAAUAA
Uloborus diversus is the source of this 1654-nucleotide messenger RNA. RefSeq names its product protein catecholamines up-like. Gene Ontology annotation, biological process: zinc ion transmembrane transport; intracellular zinc ion homeostasis. The record is from RefSeq and is a predicted model, not a curated record. NCBI's taxonomy places the organism in Eukaryota, Metazoa, Arthropoda, Arachnida, Araneae, Uloboridae. Bases 253 to 1467 code for a protein of 404 amino acids. Gene Ontology annotation, cellular component: membrane. The transcript is spliced from 3 exons. Gene Ontology annotation, molecular function: zinc ion transmembrane transporter activity.